UUGGUUUCAAAAUGGCCGACAAUUUUGCAUUUUUGUGAAAAUGAUAACAAAACUUUAAUAAUCUGAACAAAUAUUACCGUGUAACCUUAAUUUUUAGACCUGAGGCCAAGAUGUCGAUGAAAGCUAGAACUAGAGGACAUUUAAAAAGUGCCUGGACGCCAAUGAGUGAUGGCGCAACAAACAACAAGUUAUAUGAAGAAAGAAGUGGUUUAGUGAAUAAAUGGGGCAUGUGGAAGAAGAAUUAUGUAGAACAUAUCAAAAGCUUACAAGUUUUAAGGCCAAUGACACCUGGAAUGAGACACAAACUUAAUAUGAGUCCGAAAAGUAUGAGAAAGGGAGGGAAGGAUUACGAACUAGACAAACACAAGAUUAAAGUACCAUGGAAAGGCUCUGAUCCUGUACCUCAAGAUACAUGGAGAUAUAAUGUACUGGAUAACAAUGAUGUCGUGGAGGAAGUCAACAAACAACGACAGAAGAAAGUGUGUGGUGAUGAAGCCCUACGAGUCGCUCAAACUGCCAAAAGUAAAGUGAAUACUGGAAAUAUUCUACGCUCUUCUUCAAUGACUCGUAUGAAUACAAUAGGUCCCAACAGUAGAAAAGUUUGGGCGGAACUGAAGAAGAAAAAUAAAACAGUUUGUAUAGAUGUUCCCCGACCAGGACCUGUCAGUCCUCCUCCUAAAACACAUCGCUCAACUAGAAAAUCACCCACAAGAUCUGCUCGAGACCCUCCGUCCAGUAAUUUAUUCUCCAAGAAACCAUGGAAUGUCCCUGAUUAUGAUUCCGAUAACUGA
Molecule: messenger RNA, 791 nt
Organism: Lottia gigantea (owl limpet)
Lineage: Eukaryota; Metazoa; Mollusca; Gastropoda; Lottiidae
Exons: 7
Coding region: 111-791 (226 amino acids)
Source: RefSeq, a predicted model, not a curated record